Messenger RNA from Sphaerulina musiva SO2202, 1210 nucleotides. Its product is annotated as nucleoside hydrolase. The record is from RefSeq and is a predicted model, not a curated record. The transcript is spliced from 6 exons. The coding region runs from base 26 to 1210 and encodes 394 amino acids. Gene Ontology annotation, cellular component: cytosol. NCBI's taxonomy places the organism in Eukaryota, Fungi, Ascomycota, Dothideomycetes, Mycosphaerellales, Mycosphaerellaceae. Gene Ontology annotation, molecular function: purine nucleosidase activity. Gene Ontology annotation, biological process: purine nucleoside catabolic process.
CUGCAACUUCCCUGCCCAUCCUAACAUGGCCGAACAACUGAGUCGAAAGCCGAUACCUCUAUGGCUCGAUUGCGACACCGGUCACGAUGAUGCUCUUGCUAUACUUCUCGCAGGUCGUGAUCCUUUGAGCAAUCUCUUGGGUAUCAGCACAAUCUAUGGCAAUGCUACUUUGACGCAUACUACCUACAAUACUCGCGCCAUCUUGAAAGCAAUCAAGCGUGAAGAUGUAGGCGUGCACGUCGGUGCAAGCAAGCCUUUCUGCAGAGCGGCCGCUGUAGCUGCUGAUAUUCAUGGAGAAUCUGGACUUGAUGGGACGACCUGCCUACCAACACCCGAUGUUCCAGCACGGCCAGAGAUAGCAGUAGACGCAAUGUACAAAGCUUUGAUCAGUGAGGCUCCAGGCACGGCAUACAUAGUAGCGACAGGAGCAUGUACGAACAUUGCCUUGCUAUUCUCCAUUCACCCUGAGUUGGCAGAGCACAUUGCAGGUCUUUCCAUCAUGGGCGGAGCAAUUGGAGGUGGAUUCAGCGACGCCCCCAUGGGAAAGGUGCAUGGACAAGGCGAGAGAUUUGGCAACUGGACGCCUUGGGCAGAAUUCAACAUUUACAUCGAUCCGGAAUCCGCCAAUGCAAUCUUCUCCAAUGAGACAUUAGCGAAAAAAACCACUCUGAUCCCUCUCGAUCUCACCCAUCAAUUCCUCGCCACUGCAGAAAUUCAACACGCUUUACGAUUCGGCUUCGACUUCAAAUACUCCUCCUCCGACUCCUCCUCCCCCUCGGCCUCCUCCUCCGACUCGGCCUCCUCCAACAACUAUACCCCCGCCACCACCACCAUCACCACAGUCCGCAAGCUCUACAGCCAAAUCCUCACCUUCUUCGCCAAAACCUACGCCGACGUAUUCGGUCUCACACAAGGUCCACCGGCCCACGAUCCUCUCGCGGUGGCAGCAGUGCUGCAGCCCGAUUUGUUUUUCGAAAAUACGACAGGUACAGGUACAGGUACAGGUAAUGGCGAGAGAUUUGCGGUGCAAGUCAUCAUUGAUGGGGAACAUGGAGCGUCGGAUCAUGUGCGAUCAAACAGUGGAUCGCAGUGUGGACGGACCGUGGCGACGUUGCUUCCUGCGCAUGAGUUGGGGGUGAGAAUACCGAGAUUGUUGGACGCGGAAAAAGUGUGGCGCAUGCUGGACGACUGCUUGGCUCGAGUGGGGUGA